AUGGCGGACGCAGAUGCCAUCUACGAGCUCGCACAGCGCAUAGAAUCCAGCAUCGAGGUAGACAAGCGCGUCGCUGCACUCCACUCGCUCCAAUCGCAGCUCGAAUCGGCAGGCUAUGUCGUCGAGGCAGACGCAGUCACAUCCGCUGUCAAGGUGGCGCUCAAACAUGCCAACCAGGCGCUCAGCACCGCCUCGCUCGCCUUCAUCCCCACCUACGCCUCCAUGAUCUACUCGGGCGACGGCACAGAAUCCCACUCGGUGCUCAAUCAUAACGUCCGCAUGCUCGUCAACUCGGUCGGCCUGCUCGUCAUCGACAAGCUCGGAGACCAGAAAGAGCGCAUCCGCGAGGCCGCACGCACCGCCAUCAUCGAACUCGCCAACGCCGCCUACGCCAUCAGCUCCGGUCACAUCACCACAUCCGGCAAAGGCAAAGAGACAGAAACGCCGCUCGGCAUCUUUGAGCGCAGCCUGCGCGAAGCUGGUCUCGCUGCCAAGUUCGCCAGAGUCCGAGAGCAGUCGGUCCUGCUCCUCCCCAUCCUUCGCCAAAACUGCGAAAAGUAUCCGGUCAGGCCGCUCGUACCUAUCACUGUCGAGCUGCUCUCGGACGCCGACGCCACAGUCAGGGAAGGCGCAAGGUCCACGCUCAUAGCGCUCUUCAGCAAUGCUGCUCCCGCCGCCAAGGCAGACUUGAAGAAAGAGCUCGAGAAACGCGCAGUGCGCAAACAGACCGCAGACGCCAUCCUCCGCGAAGUACUCGCCGCACCCUCAUCCGUGGCACCUUCAGUGCUCAGCCCGGAGCCGGCUCCUGCACGCAGCCACGCCUCUUCUUACACUGACGCAGAAGUACCCGCCCGACAGCACAAGACGACAGCACCUUCCACGCAUGCGGCACCACCGCCUCCGACAGCAUCGGCAGCAGCCACCGCUACGGCCGACGACAUCCGGCCCGUCUACAUCGCCUCGCGCUCCGACCUCGAACGCACCUUUGCAUCCAUGCUGCCGUUCUUCGAGGGAAAAGAAUCCGAACACAACUGGCUCAAUCGCGAGCAGUCCAUGAUCAAGAUUCGCGGCCUCGUCGUAUCGGGUGCACACCGCCAGUUUGGCGAGUCCUUCUUUCUCUCGCAGCUCAAAGUCGCGCAGGAAGGCGUGCUCAAGUGCGUCGCCAGUCUGCGAACCACGCUCUCCAUGCACGCCAUCCACCUCGUCCAGGAGCUCGCAAUCGAGCUCGGUGACGACCUCGCUCCCUGCGUCGAGCCCUUCCUCACCAGCCUCACUGCCAUGGCCGGCUUCACCAAGAAGCUCAUCGCCAAUGCCACUCAGGAGGCCGCAGCCGCCAUCAUGGUCAAUGUCAGCUUCAGGCCGCUCUAUCUCCAGCUCAUCUGGCACGGCAUCCAGGACAAGAACGUCGCCACACGCACCGCUGCAGCCGAGCACUUGGCGACGGUGCUGAGCCACCAUGCGGCGCAUCGCAAGCAUGCCGUCGAAUCGCACGGCGGGCUCGACCUGCUCGACAAGUGCUUCCGCAAGGGCGUCGGCGAUUCGAAUCCCGCCGCGAGGACAAGGAGCCGCGAGGCGUUCUGGAUCUUUCAUCAAUACUGGCCCGACCAGGCCACAACGAUUCUGCAAUCGCUCGAUCCUUCGACAAAGAAGCAGGUCGCGGCCACGGCGCCUCCGGACGUCGAGGCAGAGGUGGUUCAGGAGCAGAAGCCUAAGAGCGCGCCAGGGCCCGUUCGAGCAAGGCCUGGCGGAGCGUCGAUGGCUCUCAUCCAGGCCAAAAAGGCUGCCGCGCUCAAAGCGGCGCAGGAACGCGAACGCCAAAAGGCCGAAGAAGCCGCCGCGGCGCACGAGGCGCGUGUGGCCGCAGCUCGGGCUGCGCUCGCCGGGCAGCAGCAACAAGAAAUGCUGCAGCAACAGCAGCAAGACGAGCCUCAGUACGAGGCAUAUGUCGACGAAGCAGCGACGCCCGUCGCGCCGCAGCGCAAGGCGACUGGCUUCAUGCCCACGCGCCAUCGCUCGCAGCAGGCGGGGCAGGCGGGGCAGAGCACGCAGCUCAAGGCGACUAAGGAUCUGUCGGUGCUGCUCAGUCCGACGGCCCACCAGCGCAUCCAGACGGCCAUUGCGGUGCCUCUGCCCACCAGUCCUACGCCCGUCGCUGCCAAUGGAUCAGCACCAAAUCGCUACAACGGCCACGCGUCGCAGAGCGAGACGUCGUCGCAGCCACGAUCGCCCGGGCUCAGCCCGACAGUGUCGCGCACGCGCGCCAUCUCGUCCUCGUCGUUCUCCUCGCAGGGCUCCGGCUCGGCGUCCGGCUCGUCGGCGCGACACCACGCGUCCACAAGCACGCCACGCGCGACGCACACAGCCCAAUUGCCCACAUCUGACGCGCUCGACUCGGACCUCGCCGACCUCAGCGUGGCUGACGUCGGAGAGGAUGAUGAGACGAUCGACGCCACGCAGCACGCGCGCACAUCUGACCUGGACGCUGGCGGCGAGGACGAGACGCUGCAGCUGGCUGCGCCCGAGGACGCAUCGAUGGACCUGAUGGGCAUGAACUUCGCGUCGCCGUUCAAGGUGGGUUCGGGUCGCGCGGCCAAGACGCGGUCGGUGCUCGUUGGACGCGGCGCCGGGGAUGCGGGCGACUCGUUCGAGCAGACGCCCCAGGCGGUGCGCACGCGUGCACAGCCGACCAAGACUCCUACACGCACCGUGUCGUCCGGCAGCUCCAACAGCACCGGCUCCGGCACGCCCGCGAGUGCGGUUCGCCGCUCAGGCCUGCCACGACCCGUAUCGAUGAUCCACUCGCCCGCGUCGGCCGGGCUGCAGCCCAUGCCGCGGUCCACGUCGCAGAGCGGGCUGGCGACGGCGUCGCGCGCGCCGACCAGCGGUGGGAUGGCAGCGGGUACCGUGCUAGAGAACCGUGCAAAGCGGCUCGAGGCGGGUAUGGCGUCACCCGCCAAAGCGCGCCCCGAGGUGUGGACGUGGAUCGAGACGCUCAAGUCGGGCACGGCGGAUCUGCGCACCUUCCGACGCCUGGCCAAACUCUCGGCUGACUUCAGGGUGGCUGCUCGCAGCGCUGGUGACGGUGGCGAUGAGGCAGAGGAGGGCGACGAGACCGUGCUUACAGCUGGACCGAUCGCCAAUGCCUCCAACCGCGUCACGCCGUCGGAUGAAGAUGGCCGCAGCUCCGGCAAGCCCGCCAGUGGGAGCGAUGCAUUUGCGUCGGACACGGCGGCAUGGGAGGAAGGCGGACUGUUUGUUGCGCUGCUCGAAGGUGUACAGCGCUACGUGCCGACGCAGGCGAGCGAGACACGCACGAAUGCGGACGUCGAGCUGAGCGCUUUGGCGGUGCUCAACCGGCUCGUCGAGAACCAGUACCCGGUGCUGUGCUCUACAGCCACGGAGCGGUCGCUGCUCGACACGCUUUUGGGCGCCUUGGACUCUCUCUGCGGUGCAUCGAUAUCGCGUUCAUCGGCAGUGGUGGCGCACAAGACGAUCCUCACAGCGUGGGAGUCGGUGCUUUCCACCUGGGCCCUACGCUGCGAUGCAGUGCUCGGCUUCGACCUGCUUCUACCCCACGCACUCGAUGCUGCGAUUGUUCCCGUGCUGAGGUCGGGCUAUACGCCGCUGCUGCUCCGCUUACCUUCGCAGCUUGUACUCGAGGACUUCCUACCCCGUUUGCGGGGGGUUAUAGUCCAAGCUCUGCGUGGUGAUAAGGCCGAGCAUCGACUGGCUGCGACCACGAUGCUCAAGAAGCUCAACGACGCCGCGCGACCGUAUGUGGCCGAGUCGCACACGCGCAUCUUUAGCGCCCUGCAGCUCAGUGACGCCGACAGGGCGUUGUUGGAUGUGCUCAUGUACUAUUUCUCCAAGCCCUAA
Messenger RNA from Moesziomyces antarcticus, 3876 nucleotides. RefSeq lists its product as uncharacterized. Gene Ontology annotation, biological process: mitotic spindle assembly. Bases 1 to 3876 code for a protein of 1291 amino acids. The transcript has a single exon. Gene Ontology annotation, molecular function: microtubule binding. The record is from RefSeq and is a predicted model, not a curated record. Gene Ontology annotation, cellular component: mitotic spindle midzone; cytoplasmic microtubule; spindle microtubule. Lineage: Eukaryota; Fungi; Basidiomycota; Ustilaginomycetes; Ustilaginales; Ustilaginaceae.